Molecule: messenger RNA, 4273 nt
Organism: Austrofundulus limnaeus
Lineage: Eukaryota; Metazoa; Chordata; Actinopteri; Cyprinodontiformes; Rivulidae
Gene: epx
Product: eosinophil peroxidase
Exons: 17
Coding region: 879-3530 (883 amino acids)
Biological process (GO): response to oxidative stress
Molecular function (GO): heme binding; peroxidase activity; calcium ion binding
Source: RefSeq, a predicted model, not a curated record
ACGGUGAUGAUGAAGAGGGUAUUUUGCAAAAAUGAAGUCAAAAUCCACAAUUCAGAUUAGUUCCUUUGACAUAAGUCUGUGAUUUUUGAUGUAUUAAGUUUUUAUCCACACAGCUGGGAAGAGUUAAUUAUCCUGACCUACAUUUGAGUUUUUGAGGCCAAAGGGAGAAAGGUUCAGUAAAGCAAUGAAAAGGGGGUCAGUGAUGAUAUUGCCCACCUGGAGCAUCAAAAAUAUGAGUUUGGGCAGAGGGAAGUCCUGGCGUUGGACUUCUGUUGGCUCAAACUGAGCACAGCCAUUGAGUGAUGCCCUACACACACACACACACACACACACUUUAAAUAACCUCAAAACCUUUAUAAAAAUCAGUUUUUUUAAUUUCCUUCCUUGAAUCAUCAGUCUUUCUCCUGUCUGCGGCCUUGGCACAGGACUAAUCAGAUGAUCCCUGUUGGCAUGACGCAGACACACCUGUAUUAAAAAAAAUCCCUUCUGAGUCACUGAAAGUAGGUGAACCUGUCUGAAACAUGAGAGACUUUCUUUUUCCAGCUUCUAUUGAACCUCCUGGACAUUUCAGCUGCCUCUGAAUCAUCCAGCGCAGAGAAUAUGUCUAUUAUUGAAUUUAAUUGAAAUGUUUUGACACAGGGAGAGGGGAUUUCAUCAUGGGCAAGAAGACAGAUUUGAAACGUUAUUAGGUCGAGGCAGGGAGUCAAGUGUUUGAUGUUGCCUUGCUGUCACCAGACGGAACGAUAAGGGGAUUCUGCACAUACCUGCUGGCCCCUCGGCGCCGGCUUUUAACACCUGCCGCRUCCCAGGAGGAGUCAGUCAGCUCUGCUGGGAGAUGCUGUGAGCGGCAGGAAGAUUCACAGUUUGCAGACUUUAAGAUGACAACACAAAUGGCGUCAGCAGCUCUGCUUGGACUUGGUUUUGUCCUGGUCUCACUUCCAGAGCAUGCUUUAAUGAGCAGAGGAAUUAACAACAAGACAGGAGUCAUGUAUCUGGGCUCAGCGUAUGUCAACAAGGCUCUUCAGAGAGCGAUGGAGCUGACUGAUGCUGCUUACGCUCACACCAGUGAAAGGGUGAAGAAGUCCUUGUCUGAAGGCGCCCUGAAGCCCAGUGACCUGCUGGCCCAGUUUAAACAGAUCGAAACCAGAACCAAGAGUCAGAUCCGGGCUGCUGAGCUGCUGGACAACACAGUGGAGCUGAUCAGAGAGAUGGUCUACACCAACACCAUGAUGCAGCCCAGUCCUUAUGAGCUGCUGAGUGAAGGAGACAUGGAGAACCUGCUGCAGGCGACGGGCUGCUCCACACAGCUGCAGAGCCCCAGCUGUCAGACGGGCUGUUUAUCYGAGCGCUACAGAUCCAUCACAGGCGAGUGCAACAACAGACAACAUCCAAGAUGGGGGGCUGCAGACAUCCCGUAUUCCCGUUGGUUGCCACCAGAGUACGAGGACGUGUGGGGGAUGCCUAAAGGCUGGGAGCCCGAUCACACCUACAACAAUGUCAGCCUGCCUCCGGUCAGGCUCGUCUCACAGGAAGUGCUGUUCACUCACAACGACAGAAUCUCAGAGGACUCCACUCUGUCCCACAUGCUGGUGGACUGGGGUCAGUGGAUAGACCACGACUUGGUGCUGACCCCUCAGAGUCCCAGUACAGCUGCCUUCAAGACCGGUGCCGACUGCAGCCACAGCUGCAGCCGGGACGCUCCCUGCUUUCCCAUCCAGAUCCCACCGUCUGACCCUCGUAAYGGCGUCCAGAGCUGCAUGCCUUUCUUCCGCUCCGCUCCCAGCUGUGGUGCGGGAGUUCUGCCUCACCGGCCCCGGGAGCAGCUCAACACCAUCACCUCCUUCGUAGACGCCAGCAUGGUGUACGGCAGCACCCCCAGCCUGGCUUCUUCUCUSAGGAACCACUCCUCCCCUGUGGGCUCCAUGGCCCUCAACUCCCAGUACCAUGAUGGGGAGCUGGCCUACAUGCCUUUCCUGCCCCGCCUCCAGGCUCACCUGGAUCCCUGUGGUCCCCGUAACGCCACGCCCUCGGGAGCAUGGAACGGAUCUACGCACCCAGAGAACACCUCGUUGUGUUUUCACGCAGGUGAUUCGAGAGCCAACGAGCAGCUGGGAUUGAUCGCGCUGCACACGCUCUUUCUGAGGGAGCACAACCGGCUGGUCCAAGAGCUGCACCUGCUCAACCCCCACUGGAGCCCCGACACCCUCUAUCAGGAAGCUCGCAAGAUCCUAGGAGCCGUCCAUCAGAUCCUAACAUGGGAGCACUACCUGCCCCGGGUUCUCGGUGAGAGCRCCAUGUCUCGUCUGAUGCCCCCUUACCAGGGCUACGAUCCUGACGUGGACCCGAGCAUCGCCAACAUAUUUGCGACCGCAGCGUUUCGUUUUGCACACGUCACCGUGCAGCCGGUGGUGAACCGGCUGGGGCCGCAGUACGCCUUUAACUCCGAGUACCCCCCGCUGCCGCUGCAUCACUCACUCUUUGCUUCCUGGAGGGUUGUGCAGGAAGGAGGUAUUGACCCGGUGCUGCGAGGCCUGCUGCUGUCUCCAGCCAAGCUGCAGACUCCAGGUCAGAUGAUGGUGGAGGAGCUCACAGAACGGCUGUUUCAGGCUCAGGGAGGGAUGCCCCUGGACCUGGGGGCACUGAACCUGCAGAGAGGCCGGGACCACGGCCUACCUGGUUACAGCUCGUGGCGAAGGUUCUGCGGUCUCUCAGUUCCCAACACGACGUCUGAUCUGGCUGAAAUUCUGGGGAACCUCACUUUAGCGCACACGUUCACACUCUUGUACGGGACGCCGCACAACAUUGACGUGUGGGUGGGGGCCAUAUCUGAGCCUGCUGCGCCCGGAGGACGAGUUGGACCGCUCCUGGCCUGCCUCCUGGCCAGACAGUUCAGAGCACUAAGAGACGGGGACAGGUUUUGGUGGGAGAGGACAGGCAUGUUCACCAGCACCCAGAGGAGACACCUGGACUCUGUCUCUUUGUCCCGUAUCAUUUGUGACAACAGUCACAUCACCCACGUCCCAGCAGACCCCUUCUCACGCACCGAGCACCCAGAGGACAUGCUGACCUGUUCCCACCCGCUUAUCCCACAUCUCGACCUCAGUCCCUGGAAAGAACCAGACGCAGAUCCCAGCUGUGGUCUGAUCCCCAGGAUUCAGUCCGGCUACUCUCUGCUCUGCAACUCUGUGGUUCUCUAUCAGUGUCAUGCUGGUUUUAGGCUGCUGGGCUCGUCAUCGAUCAGUUGCGAUCCAGACAGAGAACAGUGGAGCUCCCCGCCACCAACAUGUCAAGAUAUUAAUGAAUGUGAAGAACUGAACUCUUUAUGUCCUCAACACCUGGAGUGCUCCAACACAGCCGGUUCAUUUAUUUGCUCAGAGUCCUCUUUGCUGUCCGCUGCCUCCAUCGUUGCUGCGGUGAUCGUGGUGAUUGUCGGUGCAGCUGUGCUGGUUUUAGUCAUGAUCUUCUAUCGAAGAUACUUUCCCAAAGCAGAAGAGUUGAUCUCAGCUGAACUUUGCCAGAAGAAUUCAUAAACAUCCUGCUGUAGGUUAUUAACAACAUCACUACAMGCUGAUGAAAUCUUCAUCUGUACGAAGUGCCUAUAAAAACAGAAGCUUACAGGAACUCAGUCAGGAAACUAAAAUCCUGCUGGAAUGUUUAUUCUAUAUAUUUUCAGACUUUAAAAGCCUCUGAGCUGAAAGUUUUAUUACUUCCUCAGUGUUACUGAGCCUGAUUCCUGCUAAGCUGUCAGAGUUGGAUCAGGGGGACCAGGUGGUUCUCAAUCAUGAUCUAAACCAGAAAACAUGUUUUGUACCAGAAGGAAAUUAAACAAAUGAGAUGAGUUUUUUUUUUUGUAAAAAUAAAUAAAUAAAUAAAGUCAGUCAGUCUGGAGGUGAUAGUUGAGCAAAAGAGCCUUUUGUUUAAUGGAGUGUUACAUAUUUAAUAAUCAUUCCAAUUGCAUAAAGACAAUUCUUCAUUUUUACCAUCAAGCUUUUCUAUAAAAACUGUCCAAUAACAAAUCUACAUUAUGACGUAAAAUUAUAUGGCUAUUCUGUUUUCAUCCCAAGUAAUUUAUGACUUAUUGUGUUGUUCAUUGCAGAGUAAAUUAGAAUUUGAAAUACUUCAUUAAACUGUAAUAAAGCUGGUUAAUGUUUUAAACACUGUAAAGCUGUCACUGCUGGCUGUGUAUUAACUAAUGAAAAUAUGUCUAAUGAAGUAAAAUGUGUACAUAAAGCUGWGUGGAGACUGAUUUGUGGUUUUAUGACACAUCAGAGCA